This is a messenger RNA of Octopus bimaculoides (California two-spot octopus), 7567 nucleotides long. RefSeq lists its product as uncharacterized. The record is from RefSeq and is a predicted model, not a curated record. Lineage: Eukaryota; Metazoa; Mollusca; Cephalopoda; Octopoda; Octopodidae. Gene Ontology annotation, molecular function: lipid carrier activity. Gene Ontology annotation, biological process: lipid transport.
GGUUCCCAAAAAAUCUGGUUUCAAAUAUAGUCCUUACAUAAAGGUUAUGAUAUCCGGUAAAGAUGUAGUCGUGUUCGAAUCCACUAUCAGCCAUGAUGGGAAAGGCAAGGGAAAUCUGGAAAUGAAUCUUGACAAAGUGUUCUCCAAACCAAUUUAUCUGAAUGCACUUACUUCUAUGAAUGUUGGUAAAGCCAAGAGCAGAGACACUGCUCGAAUCAUAUUUAAGUCACCACAGGGUAGUUGCAAGCUGAACAUCGACUUAGACUCCAAACCUCUCGGAAUCAGCAGCAGAAUAAUUGCCAUUUACAACUUUGGUGCCAAAUACUCGGACCGUCUCACACUCUCUGCCAAGACAAGAACCGUAAGAACCAAGAACGCCGCUACCUACUCCGGCACCGCUGACUUGAUUAGCAAGAAGAGCAACUGGCUAAAUUUCAACGUGAAGAGCAAGCUGACCAAAACUAACAACCACCUGGACACCAACGUCGAUCUCACUUAUGGCAACCCGAAAAACAAGGCCCUGAACAACCUCAAAGUGAACUCUGUGAUCAACUACAAGACCAAAUCAGUGGCAAGGGAAUAUAACUUUGCUAUGUCAGUGAAACAUCCCGGAAAGAAUGUCAACUUCCACGUGAAAGCCGACCAUUUCCAUACUGCAACCUCCCCCAUGAGAAAGAUUGAGAACAACAUCAUGCUUCAAAUCUCUCCUCGCUAUUUGGUGAAAACUGGUUUGUUCUACAGCAACGUCAAAGUGAAGGGUUUGCAGAACACCGAUGUGAAGGUGUCUCUUGCUUAUCCCGACAGAGUCGUGGAAUUCGAAGAGAAAUUGGUACAACUCAACACAGAUACUUACGAGAACGAAGUAUGCGCCCAAUGGCAAAAGGAGACCAUGGUAAAACUGAAGACAACUUUCAGGAACAGUCCCAAAGUUGUGAUGGUUGACAACCAGCUCAGCUUACCCAACCAGAGACAAGCUAAACUGACCACCACUCUCAACACGGCUGAUCGUAAUUACAAAGCAAUGGCCGAACUUCACGUUGACAAACAGAUUCUCUCACUUGAGCAGAACAUUGACUACAAAGCUGUUGCGUCUGUUCAGUAUGACACCAGUAAAACUGAUAUAUCCGGCAACGGAGAUCUUUUGUUAGAGUGGGCACAGGACCGAAAAAUAAGUGCUACUGCAUCGUUAGUCGGUGUGGUUGGCAGGAGAUCAACCUCCAAAUUUAGCAUCACUACACCGUUUAGGAGUCUUCAAAGUUACAGUGAAACCAUUGAACGUGUUACCACCAACAAGAAAUGUUCGUAUUCUUCCCACAGCAUUUUGAGAAGCAAUGACAACAGAAUUGAGAUGAAACAAGACAUGACUUUGAAUUCUUUUGACAAAGAAUUUGAAUACAAUUUCAUGCAUUUGCGUAACCGAGUAACGACAGAUGUGAAAAUUGCUUUGAAAAACAACGACGUCAAAAAGACCGCCAUGCUUUUGGUGAAACAAGAAAAGAAAACCUAUCUUGAUGUGAAUAUGGCCCAUAAUGUAGACAGGAGUCAGAUGAACAGUGAUGCAAGCUUGACUUUUGAUAUGUUUGAUGCUAAAGGUCACAUGAAGAUUGCCCUGCAGAGCGAUGAUCGAGAAAUGACUUCAAGCGGUGACUGUGAAAUUAAUCUGCCAAAUUACAGAAUCAACUCCAUCGGUGGUUCAUAUUCACUGAAGCAUAACCAAGCUAAAUCUUCGAUUAAUCUUGCCUACACCAGCACUUUGCGUUAUUACAAAAACGGAGGGAUAUCAGCGGUGCUAGUGAAAGGGUUACCCAAGAGGCUGAAAGGUAGUGUGACAGUUACAAGCAACAACGGGGAAUUAAUGAAAAUGAAUGCUGAAUACGCAAGACUGAAAGACAACUUCGAUGUGAAUGCACAAAUGACAGGACCAGACGGUAAGACGAUGACAGCUUCCUUCAACUUGAAUAUGUCUGGUGCAAGGAAAACAUCCCAUGCCGAGAUAAAGUCAGGUUCCAUCGAUGCCUCGGUGGACGGUGCCGUUGAAUUCGAAGCUGGCCGCUAUUUCGAUAGUGAAAUACGUAUCGGAUCUGGUGGUAAGAAUCUUUUGUUAUCUGGAAACUACAAGAUAGAAUCUUCCAGUCAUAAGAUAAAUGUUCAUUUAGGACUUCCAGACAGCAGGCAGAUCAAAGCUCAAACUGUAUUCCUUAACGGAGAGAGGAAGACAUAUUCUUUCAAUGUUGAUAGUCCUGAUUUUCCUUCCCUUACAAAUAUGAACGUGGAAGUUUCUUACCAAACAGGGGGCCGAGAUUCCAUGGCUAGGGCAUCGGUGAAAGUGUUGCCAUAUCUGGAGCAACUCCAAUUGAAAGCAAGUCAAUCAAAGGACAGGACCGACGCCAGUAUUGAACUCGAAACUCACUCUGAUACUAUAAGACAAGGAAAAAUUACUCUGUCGCUGAAAGGUAACUGGAGACAGUACGAGACCGUUAAUUUUGAAACUGAAUUCAACGAUAGAAAAAUGUUCGUUUUCAAGGGUUUGUACAACAUGAACAGUGUCAACGAUUUCAAAGUAAACAUGGUUGCUACCACAUCUCAUAGAAGGUAUAACGAAUUCUCUUUUGAUGUCACGCAUCAAAAUAUGGACUCCAGUCUCCAGAUAAAGGCAGCCAAGGAAUUUAUGUUCAGCAGCAACAUGAAGAACCAACCAAAACACACAGAAAUCUCCUCCAAGAUCAGUCUGAGAAACUACGAUGAUUGGGAAACUCAAUUUGUUAGGAAUGGCGACUUCGAUGAAAUGAUUAUGACUCUGUCCCACAAAAUUGGAAACAGAGACCAAUAUACAAGCGACAUGUCGAUCCACAACUAUGGCAGGCAGAUCACCUUACAACUUGUUGCUCCGAAAGGAGUGAAAUUCAAUAUGGAUUUGACCCUGGACCCUGAGGACAUUUCUGCUGAUCUUGACCUUUUCCUACAAACACGUUCUGACAAUUACAAAUUCAAUGCCAUUUACAAACAUAUGUCGAAAAUCAUGUUCAAAAUCGUGUCUCCAUUCCACAACUGUCAAUUCUUAAUGACACUGAGUGGAAAUUUGAAAAUGUUCCGAUACCAAGCUGAGAUGAUUCACGAUAACGGCAAAUACGAAUUCACUUUGUCCAACAAGGACUACUUCCGGCGUAUCAAGGCCAAUUUGGGAACCCCUUCAUUCAACGACCUUCUGGACUUUACACUAGACGGAGAACCGGAGAUGUUCAACUUGAUCCUUGAGGCUAAACACAACGAAGAGGCUUUCCUGAUGAAAGUUUCCAACGAAAAAUUCUACAGAAAAAUCACCUUCGACCUUAAAACACCUUUCAACUUUGAAGCAUAUAUCAAGAUGGAUAACACUCUCAAAAACUUGAACGGAAUGUUCAGUGUUUUGAUUAGAAAAACAAAAUAUGAAAUUACUUAUUCCAAUAAAGACUAUUACGAACAGAUGAGAGUGACUAUGUCAAUUCCGAGACACGAGGUCGUUGUUAAAAGCAGCAUUGAUGCCAAGAAAAACGGCGUCACCGGCGAUGCUACCUUCGUGUACAACAAGAAAAGAGUCACUUUGGGAGGAUCCUACAAGAACUUUGGACGUAAGAUGGUUAUCAAGGGAGACCUGAAAGCUCCUUCCUUCAACGAUGACCUCACUCUUACCAUUUCCGGUAAAUUGAAGAAGUUCAACGUUGUUCUCAAACUACAACACAACAAGGACAUCUAUGAAGUGACAGCCUCCAAUAAGGCAUACUACAAGACUUUGGACAUCAACGUCUAUUUCCCAGGAGUCAAAGCUAAGCUGGACUUUGAAGGAGAACUAAAAAGAUUCAAGGCCUUCGCCGGAGUGACCAUCGACAAACAACAAUACAAACUGGUUCUUUCCAAUCAAAACUACAUGAAAGGAAUCAACGCUGAACUGACCACACCAGAACUUGGACACAACGAGCUGAAAUUUGACUUUGGUGGCGAUUUGAGAAAUUUCCAUCUGAACACUCAGUUACUGCGCAAGAAGACUGAAUAUUCUUUUGCAACCUCAGUAAAUGUUGACACUCACACAUACACCCUCAGCUUCAAGUCACCCUUCUUCAGUUUGUCAGGAGACAUCAUGGAUGGAUUUAAGUCUUCGAGCUUCAAGACAAAAUUGGUCUACCGUUACAACAGUUACCAAUUUGCUGCUUCCAACGUGAAUUAUUUCGAUUAUAUGAGCUUCAAUAUGUCCACUCCUGAACUGGGUGUACAAAAACUCACCUUCCAGCUACAGGACCGUUCUUUGUCUGUGCUUUUCCUGAACAACAACGACAUGUAUCAGUGUAAUUUCUCUUUAGAGACUAAAGACCUUUUGAUCAGUUUUUCUUCUCCCAAUAACGCAGGUGAGAUCAAGGCAAAAUUCAAUGAACACAUCAAGGACUUUAGUAUGAACGCUCGGCUGUCCAACAACGGAAACACUUACAAAGUGAAGAUGAUCAACGAUAACUUCAAACAAAUGGUCGUCCGUAUGACCAGGCCUUAUUCUAGUGACCUCGAAAUCUUGGUUGAAAACACCGGCAACAUGGCCAAUGGUAAAAGCCACGUGAAGGCCACGUUUGGAGACUACCUUUUGGAGAACAAUGUUGAUGUUCAACUGGACCAGAGACAGUUCGUGAUGCAAAUGAAAUCAUCGCUGAAAUCAAGUCAGACAGCAAUCAACUCCAAUGUUGACAUUCAAACAAACUUUGAUACAAACGAGUUCACCCAGUCAUUCAUCGUAAACGUAAAUGGAAGGGAAAGUUCGGUAAAGACCAACGUAAAUCUGUCACGUGGUCUGACAGCUUCUUUUGACCUUGAUAACACUCACACCGGCGACGUUCACAUGAAGAUCACUGUUGAUCCAAUGAAACUGAACCGGAUCAAAUCAUCAUUGACAUUGAAAUCUCAGUCGACAGGUGUCGUUACUCUGGUUUAUCAACACGAACUGACUAGAACGUCCUUCAAAAGCAAAGCACACAUUGAAACCAACACCAUGAGCAGACUUGCAGGCUAUGACGUAGAAGUAAGCUUCCAGCAGAAAUAUUCUUACAAUGUUAAGAUGGAUUACAAGAACGAAAAAUACGUCAUCACAUCGAAGGCUUCUCAUGAUGGUCGUUUCACAAGUGGAAACUUCCAGAUGAGGACCCCAUUGAGAAACUUGAAAGAUUUAACCAUCUCUGCCGAACGUGAUGCCAACAGGCAUUUGAAAGCAAGUGUUACCCUUCCUAAACAGUUGUACAGUGCAACCUUUGUUCAUACCGGCAACGGCUUCAAUGUUGAGCUCGAUUUACAAAGAGACCGCAGCGACAAGGAUAAACAGUUUAAAACUUCUAUGGCAUACGUUAACAAUGACAGCAGAUCUACUUUUUCCAGAAAAAUCACUUUGAAAGUGAUGGGCAAUGAUGGCGACUUGACUGGAAAUUUCCAUCUCCAGAAAUCUUCUGAUAUGUACACAAUGAAGGCUGAAUACAGUUGGGGAGAGAAAGACACUCAGAAAAUAGGAGCAGAACUUCAAAUGAAAACUUCAGGCGGAAACGAAGCUCUCCUUAGUUUGAUCUUACCCCGUCGUACCAUCCAGCUGACCGGAAGUGUUCAAAAUCAUCGUGAUCAACAUACUGCCAUGUUCACCUUGACACCUGACGUCAACAACAGAAACGAGAAGAUUGAAAUAACAACUGAUAUUUCUAUUCAGAGCAUAAACAUCUACACCAUGAACACGAUCGUCAAAUUCCCCAACCAGAAAAAGGGUAUGCAUUUUAAAACAAUCUUCACUGGCCGUCGUGGUGACACCAUGUUCAGUAGCCGAUUCCAGUUCAGCGCUGACCAAGAUCCCCGCAAAGCAUUGACUGUGGACAUGAAACUGGCUGACAACAGAGGCAACUACACUUUGGACUUCCUUGUCGAACAACCAUACACGAAACUCGCUUUCAUUGUGAUGGCGUACGCAGCCGCCAAAUCAGGAAGAAUUAGCACCGGUGUGGAACUCAACUACGCCGGCCAUAGACGCCAUUAUGAUAAAUACAUCAUCAGGACGGACAUCAACAAGAUCCAACGGGAAGCCAUCUUUGAGAUUGUGUCUCCCAAGAAGCAUAUUGAAAUCACUGGAUCCCUAGACACCAACAAACAGUAUUCAAUGUCUUUGAACAAACGAGAAUCUGGUAUGAAGGACAUGCAGGCCACAGCAUCAAUCAGCCCUAACGCCAAAAAUAUGCACCUCGAGCUAAACUACGACCAAGCCAACCCUGAAAAAGUGUUCCACAUCGAUGGAGAAGUCAUGGACAGAAAGCUUAUGAUGAAGGCCUACAGGACUUUGGGACAGCAGAAGGUGAAUCGAGACGGAAAAAUGAUCAUAGAAAUGAGACCCUCAAGUAUUCUGUUUUUCCAGCUUUUAUGGAACACCCAGAUGCUCAAGGAAAUCACUGAUUAUGGUUUUGCCGUUUUCCAGACUUACGGACAAAAGAUCCAGACCUUUGGUGAAACUAUUGGAAAGAGUGUUUCUGAAGAAUUCAUGUCAAAACUGAAAGAUAUUAAGAGAGUCUUCCAAGAAGAUCUGGUACCAAUUACCAACUACCUCCCUUCCGUUUACAACGACAUCUACAAAGACGUCGCUAAACACGCCGCCAAAGUUGCCGAAUUCUAUGGCAGGAAUGUCUUCUACAUGAAAAGCGUGGGUGAUUCAGUUAUGGAAGCCUGGGAAUCAAUGUGGACCAGCUACCAGAACAGUCUCGUACACAUGAAGAGACGAAUGCAAGAAUUCAACGCCUACAUGACCGACAAACUUGACGAAGCUAAAAUAAUGGUUGACUCAUAUUAUUCCGACUUCGAAAACCGCUAUCAGGCUGCAAAGGAUGAGCUGUUUCACCAUAUUGAUGAGAUGUUCCUAUACGUUGAACAACAAUUUAACAAUGGAUUCCAACACUUCACCUCCCUCCACCAAGAGAUCAACACCUAUAUCAGCAAGUUCCCAGCUGUAAUGAAACGCUUCCAAGAACAGAUUAAAAAACAUCCAUUCAUUGCUAAAGCCGUUGACUACAUGGUCAGCAUGUACGAAGCAGUGAACGACAUGAAAGAGGAAUUUAUAGCCGAACAUGGUGACAUUGCUGUUCUCUCCCACCCAUUGGUCGAUCUCCUGCUCAGCAUCUCCAAUGAUAUUUACAAACACGUACUGAAAUCCUACGGUUACUUACACCUUGAAGAAGUCCUUCCCGACCUGAAAAACAAAGUCAUUCGAUUUGUGAAGAAAGAAAUCGCUACUUUGAAGAAAGCAUUGACAAGCAUCGAUAUAAAAGUCCUGGUAUUCGAUCCCAAGAACGGUGAAAUCAGCGCCCAAGUUUACUAUCAUGGCUUAAUCAGCGCCUACAGACAUAUGGAAGACACAAGCGAUUCUUUGGAUAAAGUUAGUCGUUCUUUGCAGAAAUACUCCAACAAGCUAUCGGCCUUCACUGACUGGACCGUCUAUGACACUUACUACCACGUCAAACCAUCUUCGGACGUCAAAAACUGGGUCCCACCAUUCAAAGGUUCGAAUCUCAAUUAAAUUUAUAAUUCUAUU